This is a messenger RNA of Phytophthora infestans T30-4, 411 nucleotides long. RefSeq lists its product as uncharacterized. The record is from RefSeq and is a predicted model, not a curated record. Bases 1 to 411 code for a protein of 136 amino acids. Lineage: Eukaryota; Oomycota; Peronosporomycetes; Peronosporales; Peronosporaceae. The transcript is spliced from 3 exons.
AUGAAAGCCCCCAAGGACCCGGGGAAGGGCAGGCCGCCGGAUAUGGCCGCGCGCGUCCAGGAGUCCAAGAGAGACAAAGCUGACAUGGGAGACGAAGAAGUAUGUUACAAAGACGACGACGACAAAGCAGAUGAACCAGGAGCUCAAAGAGAAGAGACGCAGUCGAGAAGCAAAGAAAAAAAGCAUGACAAUGGAGAAUCACUUAAGGAAGAGGCACGCAAUCAGUCUGAUAUUCAAGCUGACAGUAGGCGUGAAACACUGGACGUAGCGCCCAAAGAAAUGUUUGACGCCAUUGCCGAAGAAAUGAAGAAGGCAGACAGCGACCAGCCACGCACGGCAUGGAUUAUGACGAUCUGGAAACAUGUGUACUCACAACGGGGCAGUAUGAAGACCGGGAGCGUUACGCACUAG